Messenger RNA from Lichtheimia ornata, 594 nucleotides. RefSeq lists its product as uncharacterized. NCBI's taxonomy places the organism in Eukaryota, Fungi, Mucoromycota, Mucoromycetes, Mucorales, Lichtheimiaceae. The transcript is spliced from 5 exons. Bases 1 to 594 code for a protein of 197 amino acids. The record is from RefSeq and is a predicted model, not a curated record.
AUGUCGCGAACAGCCCAAAAAAUAUUUUUUGGUCGUCGUCGUCGAAGAGGUCGACCGCCAGAUCCAGUUUGGCUGGUAGCGACAUUGCGAAAUCUGGGAUUGGCAAGCUUGAUCGUGAAACUUUCACACAAGGUGCAGUUGGCCAAGCCGAGCACAUUGCUCUAUUCAAAACCCCACGUUUCAUUUUCUGAACUUGCGUCAUCAGGGCGAGUGCGUCCAAAUGCUGAGGAAUGGAGCGUGGUGGGUGGUUGGUUGUUGCCAUGGCGAUACCGUUGCUUCCUCUUGUUCGUUGCUAUUCCCACUCUAUGCUUGGUGUCAACAGAGGGCAAGUUUGGUCUCAACACCUUGGCUCGUUUGGCGUUUUGUUUCGGCUCAACAACACCACAUCAUGAUUUUCGUUUUCCAGUAACCAACAACAAAGGGGUUCUUGUGUAUAUGGAAAAGGUUUUUGGUCAGGCAGUGCAAUUUAGGGCAUCAUCAUCUCUUUGGGUUCGACUCCCAGCCUGUAUCAAAAGGUCGAUGACGAUGGCUUUUUGGAAGAGCAUGGUCACCGUGUUGAGGCUCGUCCUUUCCCUUGAGGAUUUCUUUUCAUGA